AUAAGAAAUAAAUAGACUGGUUUGGUUGAUAAAAGAGUUCGUGUGUGAACUGGGACGUACGAAGCAUGUGCUUGAUGAUAAUUGUGGCACAUCUCAAACUUGAUAAAUCAAAAUGAUUUAUAAAUGUCAAAAGUAUAAACAACUGCUGUUCUUGGUAACAAGAGGGAGAUAAGAAUUGAAUUGCACAUACAUUUUUUUUGGGUAACUGGAGUUAAAAAAUGCGUGCUUCUAUAGUUCGUUGGAGUAAAGUGUCUCCAAAAUUAAAGGAGCUACGUAUACAUCUUUGCCAAACGGGUGAAGCUUCAAAAGGUGUAAGAGAAUACGUGGAGAAAUUUUAUCCAAACCUUAAGAAGAAUAACCCAGAAUUGCCAAUUUUAAUUCGAGAGUGUUCAGGGGUUCAGCCGCGAUUAUGGGCACGAUAUGUUCUAGGUAAAGAAACUUCCGUUCCAUUGACAAAUCAAUCAGCACCAGAAAUUCAAAAGCAAGUAGAAGCUGUAGCAAAAGCGUAAAUUUUAUAUAUUUUUGACUACAAGCCAAAACUGUGAACAUAUGUUUAUCGUAAUAAUAAAAUAUAAUAAAGAAACGUCACACAUCUAA
Bactrocera oleae (olive fruit fly) is the source of this 597-nucleotide messenger RNA. RefSeq names its product NADH dehydrogenase (ubiquinone) B8 subunit (gene ND-B8). Lineage: Eukaryota; Metazoa; Arthropoda; Insecta; Diptera; Tephritidae. The record is from RefSeq and is a predicted model, not a curated record.